CUCAAGUCCAACAAGAGAAAGUGAGUACCACAACCCUCUAGCUCUUCUUCUUUACAGCCUUUUUCAGCCACCUCCUUCCCCCACGCCAAAGUGCCAGCUUUCUUUGAAGAGACCCAGGUCAUCACCCUCCAGCAGGAUGAAGGCUGCUCUCCUCCUUUCCUUCCUUCUCCCCUUCUUUGGGCUCUUGGCCUUGGGGAGCACUCAGUGGAUCCUGGACACGGACGUGAUCGAGAAGAUCCAAGAGAGAGUCAACUCCCUCGUGUCGUCUGCUCUUAAGGACCUCAGCCUUGUCUGCACCAGUGUCUUUACCCAAGGAGCCCUGGUGGCCUGCCCUUCAGGUUACAAAGCUACGGCCUGUUCCUGUGGCUCGGCUUGUGGCUCGUGGGACAUCCGCUCAGACACCGUGUGCCACUGUCAGUGCAGGGGGAUCGACUGGACCUCUGCCCGCUGCUGCCAGAUAAGGACCGCCUGAGGCCCAGACUCUGGGUCCCUGGAGGCAAGGGGAGAAAUAAACAGGCAUACUCUGGCA
Messenger RNA from Ornithorhynchus anatinus (platypus), 529 nucleotides. Its product is annotated as resistin. NCBI's taxonomy places the organism in Eukaryota, Metazoa, Chordata, Mammalia, Monotremata, Ornithorhynchidae. Gene Ontology annotation, cellular component: extracellular region. Gene Ontology annotation, molecular function: hormone activity. The coding region runs from base 137 to 472 and encodes 111 amino acids. The record is from RefSeq and is a predicted model, not a curated record. The transcript has 4 exons.